CGCACCGGGUCACUCUCGCCUCUCGUUACUCAGUCGCUGCUCCUGUCGGGCAGUCCGUACCCACCACGCGCCAGACGCCUCCCCGCACCGCCAUGGAGGAGCCCCCGUGGAAGAAAAUCAAGCUCUCGCUCGAGCGGCCGCACAAGGACGACGACGGCAACCCCAUCCCCGUCCUGCUCGACAUCACCGCGGACGGGCAGCACAUAUACGAGCCAAAAGAAGACGCGAUCGCACAGGUUGGCGAAAACUUGCGUAGGAUCUUCCUCGAGCGUGGUGUCGACUACUUCGAUCGCAAGAAGGAUGCCCCAGGCAAGGCACCUGAACAGAACGCAUCACCGGAGGAUGAGGACAAGCCGGACGACUUUCAGGGUCCUCGCCCGCCCAUGACGACGGAGGAGCUCUACAAAAUGCGCGUAGAGUUGCUCCCUCACCUGCACAUCGCCCUCGGUGAGAUGACGCAGGCCAGGGACCUGCUGGCAAUGCUUCUCUCGACUGCCGGUCCCUCCUCGGCGCCAUCCGUUACUCAGCUGCUAACACAACCCACGCUGCCUACCUCCCAGCCGGCGCCGGCGCCGCCACCUCCAUCGAACCUAACUGCCACUGUCGCUACAAAGCCGCCGCCCAUCUUGUCUGUGCGCGCCUUCGAUACACAGCUGGUCAUCGGUGGCAAGGACAGGGCGCUUCGCAGAGCUGCUGACCUUUUUAAGUCCGCGGCCGAGAACAUGGAGGCUGGAAGAGCCAGGAGCGAGAAGCACUGGCUCGACGCUCUGCGCAUCAGGCGGGGCAACUGGGGUUUGGUCCCCGCGCCACUACCUCUGGGAUCUGCGACCGGGAAGGGAGCUGACAAAACCUCAAAGGACUUCCUCGUGUCCUUCGGCCUAGAAGAAUCGCCUGCCGUCUUCCGGCGUCGAGCUAUUGGUCGAAUGCCGAUUUUGGACACAGAGGGAAACAGGAUAGAGUUCCCAUUACGGCAGAACACUCGCUUGCGGGUCUCACUGAAGAGGACUGAUGAUGAUGACUCUGAGCAUGUGGUCACGAACACUUUCUCCGUGAUGGAGGAGACAACCCUGGAGGAGUCGCUUCGUGCAGCGCAGAUUGAGGUGGUAGAACAAGAGGUGUUCUCCGCCCUCAUCAAGGAAGCAGGCAAUUUGCCGACAGCAACUGCUAGGGUGUCUGAGCGGUCAAUACUUAUCAAGGCUGCUCCGGGAACUGAGCUUAGCAUCCAGUUGGUGGACAGCAACAGUGAGCAAGAUGUGCAGUCCUCGAGUGCCGGGGCAGCAACAUGCGACCUCAUCGCCGCUGCUCUCCGAGUUCUCCUGCUUCGUGCGCACCACUACCUAAGAUACGAGCGUAUCAAACGCACCGGUUCUUUUCGCAUGCCCGCCCAAGCCGCCAUCCUCCAGACGCCGCCCAUACUCCAGCCAAUCAUCGACCUGCUCCAGUACGAGGUGUUCUGCAACCGCGUACGUUCCGAGUUCGAGCGCAUCGUGGGUGCCCUCCGGUGCGCGGGGGUGCCGGCGAAGAUUCACUUCGAGGUGAUGGCGGGGAGCGGGGAGGAGUUCGUCAAACUGGUCACGGAUAACAAGCCCAAGCCAGCAGGCGGGGAAGCCAGGUUACGGAUCGACAACCGGCAAACACUGCGCUUUACGUUCGUUUCACCGUCUCUGUUGAUUGCGCACCUCCCACAGGCGACCCUGGGUAUUGUAUCGAUGGCUCAACUGUCCCAGCUAUUGGCUGAUGAAGUAGGAAUGUUCCUGCUGAAGCGAAUAUGUGAUAUCGGCACGGAGCGUUGCAGCGGAGUCAGCGGUGCAUGGUUCGUCGAUACGCUCACAAGCAGGAGUGUAGGGAAGUGGGAAGGUUGUGUGUUGAAUUUCCGUGUGUCGUUCUCGGACGAUGCGACCCUGUUGUGCACUGCUACGAGAGUGGAACGUGCAAAAGGCCAGUUGCAGCCAACAACAGAAACGUAUACGACCAAGCAACAGAAUGACAGCACGCUUUUCGACUGGACAAUGCACAUCAUUGACUCAGCACUACUGAAGCAACCCUCCCCUUCAAUACCUCGCUCUUGACCCGUCUGACCCCCUUUCCCCCUUGCUGCUCAUGACCACACGACAUAUCUUCCACACCCGAGCGCUGAACAUAUCUCACUGUAGCCAUAUUGUGUAUCCUUACCUAUACCAUCAUGACAUCUUGAGUUUCAC
Rhodofomes roseus is the source of this 2201-nucleotide messenger RNA. RefSeq names its product subunit 17 of mediator complex-domain-containing protein. Lineage: Eukaryota; Fungi; Basidiomycota; Agaricomycetes; Polyporales; Fomitopsidaceae. Gene Ontology annotation, molecular function: transcription coregulator activity. Bases 93 to 2069 code for a protein of 658 amino acids. Gene Ontology annotation, biological process: regulation of transcription by RNA polymerase II. The transcript is spliced from 7 exons. The record is from RefSeq and is a predicted model, not a curated record. Gene Ontology annotation, cellular component: mediator complex; core mediator complex.